Messenger RNA from Staurois parvus, 576 nucleotides. The record is from the annotation of a GenBank genome assembly. Lineage: Eukaryota; Metazoa; Chordata; Amphibia; Anura; Ranidae.
UUAUAUAGUGAAUGCAGGGUCCGGGUUUUAUAUAGUGAAUGCAGGGGCCCGGGUUUAUAUAGUGAAUGCAGGGUCCCGGGUUUAUAUAGUGAAUGCAGGGGCCGGGUUUAUAUAGUGAAUGCAGGGUCCGGGGUUUAUAUAGUGAAUGCAGGGUCCCGGGUUUAUAUAGUGAAUGCAGGGUCCCGGGUUUAUAUAGUGAAUGCAGGGUCCCGGGUUUAUAUAGUGAAUGCAGGGUCCUGGGCUUUAUAUAGUGAAUGCAGGGUCCUGGGGGGCCCGGGUUUAUAUAGUGAAUGCAGGGUCCCGGGCUUAUAUAGUGAAUGCAGGGUCCGGGGGCCGGGUUUAUAUAGUGAAUGCAGGGUCCCGGGGGCCCGGUUUAUAUAGUGAAUGCAGGGUCCCGGGUUUAUUUAGUGAAUGCAGGGUCCCGGGUUUUAUAGAGUGAAUGCAGGGUCCCGGGUUUAUAGAGUGAAUGCAGGGUCCGGGUUUAUAUAGUGAAUGCAGGGUCCCGGGGGCCCGGGUUUAUAUAGUGAAUGCAGGGUCCCGGGGGGCCGGGUUUAUAUAGUGAAUGCAGGGUCCCGG